UUGCGAAAAAGAACACUAAUUUGCAAAACUGUAUUACACAAAUUUUGCGUAGUUUUCAACGCAUUUCCGUACUCGUUUCUAAGAACAGAGAACAAACAAGUUUACAUUUGGUUCUAUAUAAAAAUUAUUUGCUGGCACCUGGCAGCUCCAUCGAAACUCGAUAGGCAUAGGCCUAUCAAACAAGCUCGAGAGACUUCUUCUGCUCCUUCUAUCCAAUUCGUUUCAUUUGUUAUUCUGAACUGAGCUGAAGUUGAAAAUGUCUUCCAAUCUUCAGUCGUUGUUAGAAAUGGGAUUCUCGCAGCAGUUAGCGGAAAAGGCCAUUCAGGAAACAGGAGACCAAAAUAUUGAAGUAGCAAUGGAUUGGUUAAUUGUAAAUAGUGAGAAAUACAGUCAGCAGCUUGACAACACUCAACCAAAAACAGAAGAAUGUGCUGCUAGUGAGGCUGAAGUAUCAAGAACAGAGACAGCUUCAACUGCCAAGUCAAUUAAGUGUGAUGAAUGCAAUAGGUUAUUCUCUUCAAGUUCUGAAAUAGAAUUUCACGCUGCAAAAACUGGCCACAGUCAAUUUUCAGAGUCUACUGAUGAAAAGAAACCUCUUACUGAGGAAGAAAAAAAGGAACAGCUUAGAAAAGUUGAGGAGUUGAUGAAGUUGAAGCGUAAGGAACGAGAAGAAAAAGAAAAGGCUGAACAACUGGAGCAGGAAAAAAGAAGGAUACAAUCAGGCAAGGAGCUUCUCAGUAUAAAAAAGAAAUUUGAGGAAGAUGAAAUCAGGAAGAUUGCAGAGGAAAGGAGACGGGAAAAGGAAGAAGAAAAAAAAGCUAGACAGAGAGUCAAAGAACAAAUUGAGCAAGACAAAUUGGCCCGAAAACAGAAAGCUGGUAAUUUAGCCACCACGCCGGUAGUCAUUCCUCCAGUUCAGCCGUCAGUUCCGGUUACACCCAGUCAACCUAAAGACUACAAAGAGACUAGAAUCCAAAUAAGGCUUCCAAACGGCUCGACUAUGACACAAACCUUUGGUGCUAAGGAACAGUUGGCGUCAGUUCGUCUCUUCAUUCAAAUGAAUAGAACCGAUUUAGUUGCUGGUGUUUCUGAACCAUUUCGAAUUCAGACUAAUUUCCCCAGGAAAAUUUUUACCGAAGAAGAGUACGAAAAACCGCUCGACAUUCUAGGACUAGUUCCUAGUGCUGUUUUAAUGGUAUCUAAAGCGUGAAGAUCGAACUAAUAAGUACACAAAUUUAAUAUCUCA
Daphnia magna is the source of this 1246-nucleotide messenger RNA. RefSeq names its product UBX domain-containing protein 1-B. The record is from RefSeq and is a predicted model, not a curated record. Gene Ontology annotation, molecular function: protein binding. The coding region runs from base 257 to 1210 and encodes 317 amino acids. The transcript has 4 exons. NCBI's taxonomy places the organism in Eukaryota, Metazoa, Arthropoda, Branchiopoda, Diplostraca, Daphniidae.